AUGGAAGAGCAAAAGGCAGCCAUGGCCCACGACGACAUCACGCCGAUACCGGCUCGGCACACCCCUCGCGACCAAACAGAUGGAGAUCAUCUCAGAUCAGAAGCGCUCUCCACCGAUCUCGACCAUAUCGCUCCCGGCUACUUCAAGAGUGCCAGAGUGAUCGGGACCUAUGUCGGCAUCGCGUUCACCCUGACGGCUACCUAUUUCUAUUUUGAGGCGUCGGCUGCUGUCUUGACAUUCAUCAAUGCAGACAUCGGCCCCAGCGAGAACUCUGCCCUCUUCUCCAUUGUCUGGACUGUGGCUCAGCCGAUCACUUGUGGAACGGUGAUCUGGUACUUCACUUACUUUCCGCCAUCAUACGUUCAACUACACGGCAAAGAAGUCAGCAAAAUGGACGAACUCAAGAAGACAGAUUUCCUGGGCAUCUUUCUCCUCGUGUCUGGUCUCACCCUCUUCCUCUUGGGCGUCUCCAGGGGUGGUACGAGUACAGCCACUGCAUGGAACUCUGCCCGAAUCUUGGGACUCCUGAUCUCGGGCUUCAUCGCAUGUGUGGCGUUUGUGCUGUACGAGUGCUUCGGCAAUGUCAAGCAGCCGGUCAUCCCAAUGCGCUUCUUUAAAGAUGUUCGCGGCUUCGCGUGCAUCAAUGUCAUCUCGGCCAUUACCGGCUGCAUCAAUGUGGCCCUUUUCAUCAUCUGGCCAUCUCAGGUCAUCCACAUCUUCGGCACGUCCAACAAGGAUUGGGAGCAGACGGCUUGGAUGUCUUGUACCAUCAAUUUUGGCUUGUGGACUGGCAUCAUCAUUGUCGGACCCCUCUUCGGCAUCAUCAAACACGUGAAAUAUCAACUGAUUUGGGGAAGCGUGUGGAUGACCGUGUUUCUGGGUAUCAUGUCAACGUUCAACAGUGGACACAGGUCCGAAGCUAUUGCGAUUUCCUUCCUAGCCUGCCUACCGAUCGGUUGGGGCGAGAUUAUCACCAUGCUGCUGGCUCAAUGCUUGGUCGAUGACCAGGAUCUGGGAGUGGGAUUUGCCGUGACCUCGGCCAACAGAACCAUCGUUGGAUCCAUUUUCACGGCCAUCUUCCUUGCUAUUCUGAAUAACAAGCUUCCCGGAGAAUUGCAGAAGCAUCUCGUGCCGCAGGUAUUGCAGGCUGGUCUACCUGCCAAAUCCAUUCCGACUCUCCUCACCGCUGUCAGCACCGGCACACAGUCAGCGCUCGAAGCUGUUCCGGGCAUGACCAGCAAAAUCUUAGCCGUGGCUAAUGCCGGUGCCUCCACCAGCUUUGCUGCAGCAUACGCCUACGUGUAUUACACGGCCGUGGCGUUGGGCAUCGUGUCCUGCUUGGCGGCUUUGUCCACCCGCGACUUUGAUCAAUAUCUGACUAACCACGUCUCGCGCCAGAUUUACCACAAGAAAGAGACGAAGGAGGACAUUCUGGACCUGAUUACGAAAACCCAGGUUCAACCGCAGGCUGAAGGGAUUGAGAUGGCCUAA
Molecule: messenger RNA, 1491 nt
Organism: Exophiala xenobiotica
Lineage: Eukaryota; Fungi; Ascomycota; Eurotiomycetes; Chaetothyriales; Herpotrichiellaceae
Exons: 3
Coding region: 1-1491 (496 amino acids)
Biological process (GO): transmembrane transport
Molecular function (GO): transmembrane transporter activity
Source: RefSeq, a predicted model, not a curated record